Sarcophilus harrisii (Tasmanian devil) is the source of this 959-nucleotide messenger RNA. RefSeq names its product glycosylphosphatidylinositol anchored molecule like (gene GML). Bases 1 to 705 code for a protein of 234 amino acids. NCBI's taxonomy places the organism in Eukaryota, Metazoa, Chordata, Mammalia, Dasyuromorphia, Dasyuridae. The transcript is spliced from 4 exons. Gene Ontology annotation, cellular component: acrosomal vesicle. The record is from RefSeq and is a predicted model, not a curated record. Gene Ontology annotation, biological process: binding of sperm to zona pellucida.
AUGUUGCGCAGCCCCCCCCGGGCUGGCGGGGAGGGGGCGGGGCCCGAGGCUCUGGCCGGCACCGCCCCUUUCUGCCCCCGCAGGCCGAGGAGCGGAGCCACAAGGCCCCUUGGGAUUCCGCGGGGUGAGAUCUUUCUGGAAGCCGUGCUGAGAGGGGGCCGGACGGAAGAGCGAGCCGGGGAGAAUCUGGGCAGACAGACAGACCCCCCGGGCAGGUGUGACUCUGCAGAGGAAAUGAAGUUGGUCCUCGGGCUCCUGCUGUCCAUGGCAUGGGCAGUGCUCCAAGCAAACAUCACCCUGACUGGAAAGCAAAUAUUUCUGACGUGUCAUGUGUGUGAGGAGGUCAAUACUUUUACCUGCAAGAAUCCAGAGAAGUGCAAUGUAGGAGAUGCAUUCUGCAUCACCGUGGGUACCAGGCUGACCAAUCGCUACUUGCUUGUUUCCAAGCAGUGUCAUAAAUUGUGCCCAUUUUUGGAUUACUAUUAUCAAAAGUUUUCAUACGAGAAAGAAUUUCCGAGUGCUUUUGUCUAUUCCCAUUGUUGUGCUGAGAAUUUAUGCAACUUUGGCAUCCCCUUCACCUCAGAGGGGGACACAGACAUCUAUGGCCAGAAUAAUUUAGUAGGCGUUGCCCAUCAGAGGGUCAGCAACACAGGGCUGGUGAUAGUUCUAAGCUUCCUGCCUGCCCUGCUUCAGGUUAGCUUGUGACCUGGAUCCUCCAUCUCACAGAGCCCUAAAAAUGGUCAUCACACUCAUUCCCUAGCAACAAUGCUUUUUAACAGCCAUGUCCUAUUGGAGAGGUCAUAAACCCUAUAAUUUUAUAGCCUUCUCUCCUCUCCCCCCUUUCACUUCCACUCCCAUGCUGUCAAGGCAUUAAUAGGGAAGGGUGGGCUGAAAGCAAAAGCCAUUGCUUAAAUGUUAAUAAAAGUAAAUAUUUUUGGAUUGAAACUGGGUCUUCUUGA